UGCAAGGGCGUGAUGACCAACCAGUUUUAGAUACUUGCCAUAUCCAUAUUCACAUAAGAUAGCCCCAAACCGCAUUGAACCCCGCCCCCCUCUCCUCCCACAUUUUCAGAUUCUUCUCUUUAUAUAUACCAUGACGUCUCGUAGUCAUCCAUAUAUGUUUUAAAGUUGAAAAUCUUGAUCUUCUUUUCACUCUCUUCUGUCCUCCUCCUUGUUUCAUUCAUUGCUUUACAGCAGAUAACCAUGGUGUCUCACCUAGUCAGAACUAUCCGAAAUGUAGUUGGGAUCACAGGGAACGUUAUCUCUCUCUUCCUCUUCUUGUCUCCUGUGCCAACUUUUGUUCGGAUUUGGAAGAAAGGGUCAGUGGAACAGUACUCCCCAGUCCCGUACCUGGCAACUUUAAUCAAUUGCAUGGUUUGGGUCAUUUAUGGCCUGCCUAUGGUUCAUCCCGACAGCACCCUGGUUAUCACCAUCAAUGGUGCAGGGACCGCCAUUGAGCUCGUCUAUUUAACCCUCUUCUUGAUCUUUUGCCAUGACAAGAAAAAGAGACUCAAAGUGCUGCUGAUCGCGUUGGUCGAGGUAGUUUUCAUGGCCCUUGUCGCUGCUCUGGUUCUCACAUUAGCUCACACCACUGAACGCCGGUCCAUGGUCGUCGGAAUUAUCGCAAUUUUGUUCAAUAUCAUGAUGUAUGCUUCGCCUUUAUCCGUCAUGAAACUGGUGAUCUCAACAAAAAGCGUAGAGUAUAUGCCCUUUUUUCUCUCCCUGGCUUCCUUUGCCAAUGGUGUUGCAUGGACUACAUACGCUUUCCUCCCUUUUGACCCAUUCAUUGCUGUUCCAAAUGGAUUGGGCACAUUGUUUAGCUUAGCGCAGCUGUUGUUGUACGCCACAUACUAUGAGUCCACAAAGAGAAUAAUAGCAGCAAGGAAAGAGACGAAGAUGGAAGUGAACCUAUCUGAGGUGGUCGUUAAUGGCAACCAUGAUCCCAAGAAGACCACCAGAGCAACUUAAGAAACCCAUUGAGACAUUUUUUUGGGGGUUAUGAUCAUUGUCUUGACACAGACAUGGUGCUAAACAAAGCAGCUCUUGUUACCAAAUACUUUGCCUUAUCAAGCCAUGUUUUAUUAUUAUUAUUGUCUCCUUUUUUAUUUCUUUUGUUAAUGUACGGGCUAUAAAGAGGUUUUAGUUUCAUAAUCAUGUGGCCCAUCUUAAAUAACCCAAUGCCAAGGGUUCUCUCAAAAAACAUGUUUCUUAUAACUUGAAAAAGCUCUUGCAACCAAAGAUCUUUAGGUUCGGUUGACAUACAGUAUGAAUCAAUUGAACUAAAUUUUAUAGUAUAUUUCUUUCUUUUCCAA
Gossypium raimondii (Peruvian cotton) is the source of this 1349-nucleotide messenger RNA. RefSeq names its product bidirectional sugar transporter SWEET7. NCBI's taxonomy places the organism in Eukaryota, Viridiplantae, Streptophyta, Magnoliopsida, Malvales, Malvaceae. Gene Ontology annotation, cellular component: membrane. Gene Ontology annotation, biological process: carbohydrate transport. The record is from RefSeq and is a predicted model, not a curated record. Gene Ontology annotation, molecular function: sugar transmembrane transporter activity. The coding region runs from base 241 to 1005 and encodes 254 amino acids. The transcript has 5 exons.